Messenger RNA from Anopheles moucheti, 1991 nucleotides. Its product is annotated as inactive CLIP domain-containing serine protease A28-like. The coding region runs from base 559 to 1587 and encodes 342 amino acids. Gene Ontology annotation, molecular function: serine-type endopeptidase activity. The record is from RefSeq and is a predicted model, not a curated record. Gene Ontology annotation, biological process: proteolysis. NCBI's taxonomy places the organism in Eukaryota, Metazoa, Arthropoda, Insecta, Diptera, Culicidae. The transcript has 5 exons.
AGUGUUCAGACGAGAAGGCAUCACAUUCGCAACUGCAAUGCCUUGUUGGGACGCUCUUUUAGUGAUCUGCAGCUGCUUGAUCAUCGCAUGCGUAGCGAACCGCUACGACCCGUUUGAUCUGCAAGUAAGGAAUGUCCGGGAGGUUUCUGUGCAAGGAAAGAUGAGUGCCCAUAUGGAAUAUACGACCAAGCAAAUGCGCAGACUAGCGGUAUUAUUGUGCUUCGAUUUCGUGAUAAUGUGUGCCGGCAUGGGAAAGUGUGCUGCAAAAAUGUGAGAGAAGUCCUGCCUAAUAUUUUUUUAUCAUAUGUAUUACAUACGUUACGCAGCGGGGCUCUCACGUGCGCUCACCGCGUGAGUGAUCUCUCGUUGGUUGAUGAGCACGAGUGCCCGUUAUUCCAAGAAUGGACCGAGCUCGUUAUCUCGAUGCCGAUCGAAGGGAUAAAGGAGUCGGGUUCGCGUCACGGUCAUAGCAACAGCUUAUGAGUUAUCCUCCGGUUAACCAGUAUUGUUACACUGAAACGAAUAAGUAUAAAACAUAUAAAUAUUUAAUAUACAUAUAUGCCAUGUCCCGGUGGAUAUUGCAUUGCGAAGCACCUAUGUCCUGACGGCACGUAUAUUGAUGAUCCAACACUUGCCCAGAGUACUCAGCUCGUUGGAUUGCGCGUGGGGCUUGACAUAGAUGAUAUCGACUCGUGCGCAGAUUAUUUACUAAAAUGUUGUGAUUAUCAAGCCACUGCAACAGUUAAUCCACUUGACAGUUGGAACAAGCCUGAAAUACUUCCGAAUAACAUUGAAUGCGGACAGUUUAACAAUGAUGGAUUGCACUAUCAACUGCAUCAUAAUGACUCCUUGGCACAGUAUGCCGAAUUCCCUUGGGUGGUUUACAUAAUGAGAGGUGAAAAACAAAAAUCAUCCCCGGCGCAUAGUAACUUUGUCUGUGGCGGUACUUUGAUUCAUCCUCGGUUUGUGGUAACAACGGCUCACAAUACGGAUGGCAAAUCGAAUUUGAUCGCACGUUUCGGCGAAUGGGACAUUAGCACCACAAACGAACCAUACCCACACAAGGAUAUCAGCGUCACGGAGAUCAUCAAACAUCCCGACUAUGUGCACAACCCCAUACAGAACGAUAUUGCACUGUUAAAGCUUGCGGAAAGCGUACAAUACCACAAGCAUAUUCAACCAAUAUGUCUGCCGCAACCUAAUGAUCAGUUCGUAGGCGAAAGUUGCAUCUCCAACGGCUGGGGCGAGCAGCGUGGAGUGUACGCGAACGUGAUGAAGAAAAUAACGCUUCCAGUUAUUGCCAAGAACAAGUGUACCCGUAUGCUGCGCUUUGCUGGGCUUGGACCAUUCUAUGAUCUCCGGGAUGGUUUCAUCUGUGCUGGUGGUGAAGCCGGUGUCGAUAUGUGCAAAGGCGACGGAGGAUCACCACUCGCGUGUGAAACUGACACGGGAUCUUUCGUACUUGCUGGGAUUGUUUCGUGGGGCAUAGGAUGCGGGGGGCAUAAUGCACCGGGUGUGUACGUUGCAGUGAACCAUUACGUAGAUUGGAUCAAUGAACAUCUUAUAGAUAUGGAUAUUGUUUUGUGAGCAGCUAGGCAGUCGUGUAGACGCUACGCAAUUGACGUAACACGUCAAGAUGUUGGGAGCGAGUGGUAAUGUGUGCGCUCAAAUAUAAGUGGUUGCAAUUGUAACCCCGGCGACCGUACAUCCGUGUAUUAAAGUGUCCGAAAUAUAACAGAUAUUAGGAUGUAAAACAUGAAAAUGAGCAGCUCCGUUAGGAAUAUAUAUUGGAAAGUAAAAGAUGCGCUGUGCAAUCUCGCUUCUCGUUCUCCAUGAUCUAUGACCUUGGGUAGAUUUCGUACCGGGAAAUUCACAACUUGGCUUAUCAAGAGAUGCUUUAAGAGGGUACGCUGUUUUACAAUAACAGUAAACAUGUACUGAACAGCUAUGUCGUCCAUGCUUUUAAAGCUGCCGCGAUCAGUCGAAUACAA